Molecule: messenger RNA, 1041 nt
Organism: Hydractinia symbiolongicarpus
Lineage: Eukaryota; Metazoa; Cnidaria; Hydrozoa; Anthoathecata; Hydractiniidae
Product: membrane-spanning 4-domains subfamily A member 8-like
Exons: 4
Coding region: 44-919 (291 amino acids)
Cellular component (GO): membrane
Source: RefSeq, a predicted model, not a curated record
UAACCUUAAUUAUUUUUGACUUAAGCUCUUAAUAAUAAACAACAUGACGUCUUAUCCCAAUCAAACUGGAAUGCAGAAUACUACAGUUGUCACAUCAAUGCCUAUGCACGCUGCUCCUAUGAUAGUACCAGCUGCACCUCGAAUGAAUAUUUCUGCAACUCGUGGUCUUGGUAUUACACAGAUUGUGAUUGGGUUUUUAACUAUUGCUCUUGGCAUUGGUGCCACAGCUGGUUUUAAAAAGGAUUACUGGUUGACAGAUAGUGGUGCUGGUAUAUGGGGUGGUUUGUGGAUUUCUGUAACUGGCAUCAUUGGAGUUUAUUCUGCUUCCAAUCCUGCUUCGGCAGGAUUAAAUGGAACCCAUAUGGCGUUUUGUAUCAUCUCCACUGUGGUUGCAUUUGUUGAUGGUAUCAUCUUUGCAGUUGGAUUAGGAAUCUACAACAACUGUCGAUAUAGACAUUAUUACAGUUAUCGUUACUCUUGUGAUGAUCACCGUAGUGCUGGUAUUGGUGUAUAUACUUCACUUGUGACUUUGAUGGCAGCUGAAUUUUUUGUGGCUAUUGUGGCUGCUGUAUACUGUUGCCAAGGUGGUUGUUGUGGUGGACCAGUUAGUCAAGGCGUUAUCAUUCAACAACAACCUCAAUACCUUGUCACGAGCUCACAUGGUCAAACUAUGAUGACAUCUGGAUAUCCUGCAAGUUCAGGAGUAAUGGUUGCUCCCCAAUAUGGCUAUCCACAACAGCAAAUGCAAGCUGCUGUUUAUCAACAACAGCAAAUGCAAGCUGGUGCUUAUCCUCAACAGCAAAUGGCAAUGCAGCCUGGUUUCCAAGCUCCUGUUGCUAACACUUCAGUUGCGUAUUCGAAUCAGUACCCUACACAGGAGACUAAAAAGGUGGCCCCUCCACCUCCAUACCAACAAUAAAUAUCAAUUGAUAAUCGACAGUUUCUUAUCUUAGAUAAACAAAUUUUCUGUAUAUUUUAAUAUUGGUUUUAUAUUUUAUUAUAAGUGGGGUAUCUUAAAUAAAAAUGAUAACAUUUUAGUAA